Porites lobata is the source of this 22342-nucleotide messenger RNA. The record is from the annotation of a GenBank genome assembly. NCBI's taxonomy places the organism in Eukaryota, Metazoa, Cnidaria, Anthozoa, Scleractinia, Poritidae.
AUGUGUGAACAAGUGAUAAUGAAUGAGGUGGAGAAUGAAAAAAAGCAAUCCAAGCAAGCAAAAAAACUCAUUGGGAGAUAUUCUAUUGACAGGUUAGCAUGUUUUGUCAUUUAAAGUUCACAAGUUUACUUGCGUUGACUGCAGCAUUUUAACCAAUCCCAUUGGAGAUCAGGCAGAAACAUGUUAUUACAUUAGACCAAGUCAUAAAAGCUUCACUUAUACUUCAAUGGAAAAGGGAAAAGAAAACAUUUUUUGUUUAUUUGUGUGCUAUGGUAAUCACCAAAACAAGAGACAUUUUAUCUUUUUCAAAUGAUAUUAAUAGUAAAAAGCUUUCAAGCUUUUGAUGUUAUAAAAUGUACAUGUAGCCCCUUUUAAGUACUAACUGAUUUACAAACACCUUAUGGUUUUUAGGGAAUUCCUGGACUUCCCAAGUUAUCCGCAGUCAUUUGAUAUUGCAGUAAGUCCAGAUAUUCUCAGUCUAAGGAAUUCUAAAUCACAAGGAAAGGGUGAUCGUGGUAGGAGAGAGAGGUACAAUGUUAAACAGUAUUGUGUUAAUGGCAAGAGUGUUGUUUAUCAGGAACUUGCUUCAUUAACACAUAGUUAAGCAAGCUAGCAAAAUUUAAUGAGUUUGCUAAUGUCCCAAGAAAGCUCAACCAAAUUUGGACAUUGUCGUGUUGGCUUUUGAAUCUGCUCAGCAGUAAUUAACAUAUCCUUUUGAAGAUGAGUAACUACAUGUAAACACCAUUUACACGUGCUAAAAAAAUCGGCAUGGCACGCCAAAUUUUUGGCACAGUGCUGACGAUUUUAAGGCAUAGCACUCCUAAUUUUCGACGAGUAAACGUAUCGGUCCCAAAUGUAAUGUGGCACCAGUGCUCAAAAUUUUAGGGGUGCCGAGAUUACCUCCUGGAGGUAGUCUCAACACAGGUAAACGAAGCACGGUGCCAAAAAUUUGGCAUGCUGUGCCUAUUUUUUUAGCGCGUGUAAAUGGGGUUGUAAACUGAUUCAAACUUUCCUAAAUAAUUUCUGAGCUCUCUGUAAAAGAUCAGGUGAUGAGGUGUAUCAAGCCUUUUGCUUUCAGGGUGAAUGUCCCGGGUAGAGGAUGGGGGAGGGAGGGGUGUACUCCCUGUAAUGGCCUGUACAGGGAGGCCCUGCUUGAAGGGGUACCUUUUUUAGGUUUCAGGUAUAGUGCAUGAAAGGGCAGGGUUUUCACAAGUUGAAUUUUAUGAAAGGGGUAUGGAAAUCUGUCAUUUUAAUCUGUAAUUAGACCCAAAAAGGAUAACAGAUCUAUGCAUUUUACUGCUGGGACAAAGUUGACAAAACAUUCCAGUUUUGUGAUUCACCUGUAUUCAUAUUUUAAGAAAGUGGAUUUACAGCAGUCAAAUGUAAAGUUUUAAACUAGGUAUGUGGAAGGGGUAUCACUUGUCAAUAGAAGGUAUAAGAAUGGGCUACCUUUUCUUUCAAAAGGGCAUUUAAAAGGAUAAGGGGUCAGACCUCAGGUUGGGUGGGGGGGGGAGGUUAAUGAUGGACUCUUGUAAGGUGGCUCUAACUUUUCAGUCUUGCCGUGUGACCAUUCACUUCGUUGUCACUAAGAUUUCAAAUUGGCAGUUAGAAUAAACGAGACAGUACAUUUGUAGGAGGGGAAAUCAAGCAGCUAGAUUCUAAUUUUCUUCUAUUUUCCUAUGGAAGUAGCUAGAAGAAAUCCCUGACCCCUGAUCCUCACAGCCUGGUGUUCAAAUCAAACCUCUUUGUCAUUAAUUUCAAAUGGUACAUGCAGCACUAUUUUUUUUUCAUUACUUUCCUAUAAAUGUAAAUUGUAAAUGAAAUUUGAAUUUUUUCUCUCAGUUUGACAUUAUAGUCGCAUUGAGAAGUGAAAGGGUUGGAGUAAAGGAAAUAGGUUUUAAGAUUUGAUGCAAAGUUGGACUAAAUCUUUGUGGUGGCCAACCAAAAUUAUUGUGACUUACCGGCUCUUUGGACUUGUAUGAUUGUCCUUGUUAUCUACACCCAUUAAUGAGUAACUUGUGCCUUUUUUAUCUUUAGGAAUACAGAAGUAAAAUGCAAGACUGUGUCAUGGAAGGAGGGUGAAAAAAGUACUUUGAGUGGUAUGUGUUGAGUUUUUAGAUCCCUAAGAGAAUGUGUCGCAAUAUUGAGGCAAAAGUAACAGCUUUCAUUUGACUGGUCCUGAGAUCAUUUCAUUCACCUGAGUAGUCCCAGACGUCACUAUGUGCAGGCAAAAAAGACUGUCUUAUGUAAUCUUGUUUCUUUUUUUGUUUUUUCAGCUGAAGAUUUGUCUGAUGUGUUUGGUAAGAGGGAAGUAAAACAAGAGAAAAGUAAGACAGUUGCAGUUUCUCAGCUUAGUAGACAGCUGGAGGAAUCUAUUGGCAAACCAAACAACCCAUUCUUAGAAUACUCAAAGUUUGAUGGAGAGGUAAGUUGAGAGAAAAGUUUCUGGUUUCUGGUUUCUGGUUUCUCUGCGUGACGUGUUUGAUGCCAAAAUAGUCUGAAAUUGUUAUUUUACAAAUCAUCCUACCCGAGUUUAUACUGUAGCGCUGAGAACGUUGACAUGCUGUCAACUGAAAUAAGGAAAGAUCUAUUACAAAACACAGCUGAUAAUUAAUUGUCCACAUUAGGUAAGCAAGGUUGACUUUCUGUGAGAAUCCAUUUUUUGGGUAAAAAACAAGUGUCCAUUGUCCGCAUUAAUGGGUUUCCGUAUCAAGUGGGUUAAAUCUAGUGAAACUGUAAGUGCUUUUCCCUAGUCAUCCUUAGAACAGGAUUAGGCUGUAAUUAUCAACUCUACUGAAGUCGAGACUUGGGGUUGAAAAGUGUGUACAAUGUAUGCUAGUGUACUGAGCUGUGAGGUAACACUUGAGGUACAGUGCAAGCAUUAUAUUUUUGUAAUUUUAUCCUUUUAUGGCUUUUAGGUAUAUAACAGAUACUUUAUUUUGAAGUUAUUUGAUAAAACUCCUAUUGGAUAAGUUUAGUUUCAAUGCACACACUCACAACCCUAGUCUCCUUCACAGAACAUGCUGUGAAGGAGACCAUCACAACCCAUGAUAAACUGCCAUGUUUUCGUUCUGAACUGCCUUUAAUUUCAAGUAAUGGGAGAAUCCGAGUUACCUUUAGCUUUUGUUAUAGUACAUAAAAUAUGUUGUAAAGCCCCUCACAAGUAGAUGUAUUUGUUAACGACCAUUGUUCCCCCCACUACAUUUACCAGUGAGUAAGAUAUUUUGCUAUGCUUUGCCUUUGUUUUAAGGUCAAACAGUUUUGUCCUUGUCUUAUCUUAUCGCAGGCAUAUCAAAACUCCUACAUGUAUACCACCAAGAAAUACAAAAUUUUUUUGACCAUGCAGUCGGAGGUAAGAAUACUGUAUCAUAGGGAAUGUGAUCAACCACAGAUAGGAAGCAGUUGAAUUAAGAUCAGUAUAAAUGCCAAGAGACUCAAAAAUAAAUGAGCAUAAGGCAAGCCUCUGCUUGCAUUUUAUAUUAAUUAGUAUUUUUGUGCCAAUUCUUUACCCUCCUUACAGGGCUUCUGAUAGGUCGCAGACAAAAAAGUCAAAUUUCGCGGGAUUUUUAGAGACAAAAUCGCAGAAAAAUCGGACGAUUUCGCGGGAAUUUCGUGGGAAUUUUCGGGGCAAACUUGGCCGGAAAGCAAUUGGUACAAAAAUGGCAGAUUUUGUGGUUAUUUUCAGGGAAAAUUUCGCUAGAAAUCGAUCGGUUAAUUGCGCUGAUUAGACCAGCGUUUUUAAUGUUUUUCUAACAGAGGUCAUCAUUUGCUCUUUCAACAACAAUACGCUCCAGAAAUGAACCAAUGGCAAAGCCUUUAACAUCAUGGCUAGUGCCCAGUUUUUCACAUCAUAAUCUACACCUGGUAGUUUUGGAACGUUGUUUGCACAUUUCCGUGAUGAAGUUUUGAGAUAAAUUUGCGAGUUUACGGCAAGUAAAUACCCCAAGUAACUGAGACAAGUUUCAAAAUUGCUGUACAGACAUGUAUUUGAUAAGAUUUCUACCCGUCCAAAUUUCGCGGUAUUUUGGGUGUUUUUGUGAAUUUCGCAGAUUUGCCUGGAUUUCGCAGCUCUGCGACCAUGCGAAAUAUCAGAAGCCGUGUCCUUAGCAAAACAAAAUUGUCAUUUGGCAAAAUCAGCUCCAAAAGUAAUGUACAAUAGCAUUAUUUUCAAUCCCUACCCUACUCAAUUUUCUUGCAGUGCAUGGUACAUCGUGUAAUGCAUGUUCUACUACAUUUUUUAUUAAUUUUACAAACUAUAAUUAGUUUUUCAAUAGCUCAUUUUAAUGUGAUUCAAUUACUUCUUGAAUUAAUUUUCCUUUCUUUUAGGAGGAAAGAGCCAUGCCAAUGAUUGUUACAUGUUGUACAGUACUAGGUAAGAUGACCUUUAAUCACAUUUGACAGGGCUUCUGAUAUUUCGCGGAAAAAAAAGCAAGAUUUCGCGGGAUUUUCAGGGGCAAAUUUCGCUAAAAUCGAUCAAUUUUGCGUCGAUAUGACCUGCGUUGGUGAACAUUUCUUUUAACAGGAAUAAUCAUUUGCUCUUUCAACAACAGUUCGCUCGAGGAAUGAGCGAAUGCUAUAGCUAUUAACAUUAUGGUUAGUGCUCAGUUUUUCGCAACGUUCAUCUAAAAACGCCUGGUAGUUUUGGGACGUUGUUUACUCGUUGCAGUGACGAAGUUUCAAGCUAAAUUUGGACGUUUGGUGUGAAUAAAACCGGUCUAACAGCCAAGAUACGGAUUAAAUAUGUUUUGCCGACAUGUAUUUGGAAAUCAGUUUCUGGCGGAUUUCGCGGUAUUUCGCGUUUUUUUGAGAAUUUCGCGGGAUUUCGCGGAAAUACCUGAAUUUCGCGGGUCCGCGACCGCGCGAAAUAUCAAAAGCCCUGAUUUGAACAUACCAUUUUAAAUUGGGCCUACUAGAUUUUCCAUCACAACAUUUUUUGAAGACAAAAGAUUCUCAAGUUUUUUUGCAAAUAGACCAAUAAAAUUCAAGGUUCAUCUGUGCAACCGUUAAAAACUUUGAAACCAUUUGAACUUACCUGAGCCCUCAGAUUCAUGAAUGUUAUUGAAACUUGAGAAACGUGAGAAUCUUUUGUUUUCAAAAACCAUUGUGAUUGGAUAAUCUUCUUCCAAGUGCCCAUUCUCUGAGCAGACUACAGUUGACUCUUUUAUAAUGGACACCUAUACAGAACACACACCUCUGUAAAACAGACACCUAAAGUUGGUCUCUGCCUUUCUUUACUCCCUUUAUUUGACUCUUUAUAAGACGGACAUUUCUCUGAGACGGACACUUAGUACUGGUUUCAAAGGUGUCCCUCUUAAAGAGAGUUGACUGUAGUCAUUGAAUGGCUUUUGGGGAUCUGUUCUUCCAGCUAAUGCCAGUGUUCAGGAUCCAGUAAAUGCAUGUGUUCAGGAUCUCAUUGGACUAAUCAUGUACAAAUACACAAGUGAAGGGCGGCAACCUCCAUUGAAGGUAAAGCUUCUGUUCAAGCAGAAACUCUUGAGAUAUUAAAACUUGUUACUCUCAUAUGUUUGCUUUGUCCGAUGCUUGUGAACAUUCAUUUUCGCAUGUACCAUAUUUGAAACGAGAAGAAAAGAUAACUGACCAAUCAAACUUCUAGAGAAAACGAAAAAAAAAAUGGCCAAUAACGGACUGGCGUGUCCCAGACGUCUUUGCAAGAGAUAACUCGGCCCAGUUCCUUUGUGCAUUUGACACUGAUUUAACAAUCAGGGGCACCCAACGACUGUUUUCUGUAAAAUAUCUGUUCGAAGAAGCAAAUGUUGCCUAGAAUUUUCUGUAGUCUGAAGGUGCAUAAAAAUUUCUAGAUGACUCUUCCAUUCAUGUACGACUGGGUAUUACAGUCGUCGCAAGAACUAAAUCAAAGACAAUGGUCAUGCGGAUUUUUAUUUAUUUAUUUAUUCAUUUUGGGCCAACAAGGGUAACAAGGGUAACAUGGGGUAACAAGGGGUAACAAGGGGUAACAAGGGUAACAAGGGGUAACAAGGGGUAACAAGGGUAACAAGGGGUAACAUGGGGUAACAAGGGUAACAAGGGUAACAAAGGGUAACAAGGGUAACAAGGGGUAACAAGGGGUAACAAGGGGUAACAUGGGGUAAAGAGGGUAACAAGGGGUAACAUGGGGUAACAAGGGUAACAAGGGGUAACAAGGGGUAACAUGGGGUAACAAGGGGUAACAAGGGUAACAUGGGGUAGCAUGGGGUAACAUUGGGUAACAAGGGUAACAUGGGGUAACAAGGGGUAACAAGGGGUAACAAGGGAUAAACAAGGGGUAACAAGGGUAACAAGGGGUAACAAGGGAUAAACAAGGGGUAAAAAGGGUAACAAGGGGUAACAAGGGGUAACAAGGAGUAACAAGGGUAACAGGGUAACAUGGGGUAACAAGGGGUAACAUGGGGUAACAAGGACAACAAGGGUAACAAGGGGUAACAAGGGUAACAAGGGGUAACAAGGAGUAACAAGGGUAACAAGGGGUAACAAGGGGUAACAAGGGGUAACAAGGGUAACAAAGGGUAACAAGGUGUAACAAGGGGUAACAAGGGUAACAAGGGGUAAUAAGGGGUAACAAGGGUAACAUGGGGUAACAAGGGGUAACAUGGGGUAACAAGGGUAACAUGGGGUAACAAGGGUAACAAGGGGUAACAAGAGUAACAAGGGGUAACAAGGGGUAACAAGGGUAACAUGGGAUAACAAGGGUAACAAGGGGUGACAAGGAGUAUCAUGGUGUAAAAAGGGUAACAAGGGUAACAUGGGAUAACAAGGGUAACAAGGGGUGACAAGGACUAUCAUGGUGUAAAAAGGGUAACAAGGGUAACAUGGGGUAACAAGGGUAACAAGGGGUAACAAGGGUAACAUGGGGUAACAAAGGGUAACAAGGGGUGACAAGGGGUAACAAGGGUAACAUGGGGUAACAUGGGGUAACAAGGGUAACAAGGGUAACAAGGGGUAACAAGGGGUAACAAGGGUAACAAGGGGUAACAAGGGUAACAAGGGGAACAAGGGGUAUUACAGGGUAACAAGGGGUAACAAGGGUAACAUGGGGUAACAUGGGGUAACAAGGGUAACAAGGGGAACAUGGGGUAAAAAGGGGUAACAAGGGAUAAACAAGGGGUAACAAGGGUAACAAGGGGUAACAAGGGUAACAAGGGGUAACAAGGGGUAACAAGGGUAACAAGGGUAAUAAGGGGUAACAAGGGUAACCAGGGGUAACAAGGGUAACAAGGGGUAACAAGGGUAACAGGGUAACAUCGGGUAACAAGGGGUAACAUGGGGUAACAAGGACAACAAGGGUAACAUGGGGUAACAAGGGGUAACAAGGGUAAGAAGGGGUAACAAGGGUAACAAGGGGUAACAAGGGGAAACAAGGGUAGCAAGGGGUAACAAGGGAUAAACAAGGGGUAAAAAGGGUAACAAGGGAUAAGAAGGGGUAACAAGGGUAACAUGGGGUAUUAAAGGGUAACAAGGGGUAACGAGGGUCAACAAAGGGGUAACAAAGGGUAACAAGGGUAGGAAGGGUAACAGGGUAACAUGGGGUAACAAGGGGUAACAUGGGGUAACAAGGACAACAAGGGUAACAUGGGGUAACAAGGGGUAACAAGGGGUAAAUAAGGGUAACAAGGGUAACAAGGGGUAACUAGGUGUAACAAGGGUAACAAAGGGUAACAAGGGUAACAUGGGGUAACAAGGGGUAACAUGGGGUAACAAGGGUAACAAAGGGUAACAAGGGGUAACAAGAGUAACAAGGGGUAACAAGGGUAACAAGGCGUAACAAAGGGUAACGAUGGGGUAACAAGGGUAACAAGGGGUGACAAGGAGUAACAUGGUGUAACAAAGGGUAACAAAGGGUAACAUGGGGUAACAAGGGUAACAAGGGUAACAAGGGGUAACGAGGGGUAACAAGGGUAACAUGGGGUAACAAAGGGUAACAUGGGGUAACAAAGCGUAACAAGGGUAACAUGGGGUAACAAGGGGUAACAUGGGGUAACAAGGGGUAACAAGGGGUAACAAGGGGUAACAAGGGUAACCUAGGGUAACAAUGGGUAACAAGGGGUAACAAGGGGUAACAAGGGGUAACAAGGGUAACAAGGAGUAACAAGGGGUAACAAAGGUAACAAAGGUAACAAAGGUAACAUGGGGUAACAAGGGGUAACAUGGGGAAACAAGGGUAACAACGGUAACAUGGGGUAACAAGGGUAGCAAGGGGUAACAAGGGGUAACAUGGGGUAACAAGGGUAACAAAGGGUAACAUGGGGUAACUAGGGGUAAGGGUAAAAAGGGUAACAUUGGGUAACAAGGGGUAACAUGGGGUAACAAGGGGUAACAUGGGGUAACAAGGACAACAAAAGGUAACAUGGGGUAACAAGGGGAAACAAGGGUAACAAGGGGUAACAAGGGUAACAAGGGGUAACAAGUGGUAACAAGGGGUAACAAGGUAACAAGGGUAACAAGGGGUAACAUGGGGUAACAAGAAGUAACAUGGGGUAACAAGGACAACAAAGGUAAUAUGGGGUAACAAGGGGAAACAAGGGUAACAAGGGGUAACAAGGGUAACAAGGGGUAACAAGUGGUAACAAGGGGUAACAAGGGGUAACAAGGGUAACAAGGGGUAACUAGGGGUAAAAAGGGGUAACAAGGGUAACAAGGAGUAACAAGGGGUAACAAGGGUAACAUGGGGUAACAAGGGGUAACAUGGGGUAACAAGGGGUAACAUGGGGUAACAAGGACAACAAAGGUAACAUGGGGUAACAAGGGGAAACAAGGGUAACAAGGGGUAACAAGGGUAACAAGGGGUAACAAGGGUAACAUGGGGUAACAAUUGGUAACAAGGGGUAGCAAUGUGUAACAUGGGUUAACAAGGGUAACAGGGGUAACAUAGGGUAACAAGGGGUAACAAGGGGUAACAAGAGGUAACAUGGGGUACAAGGGUAACAAGGGGGAACAAGGGGUAACAGGGGGUAACAAGGGAAAGAAGGGGUAACAAGGGUAACAAGGGGUAACAAGGGGAAACAAGGGUAGCAAGGGGUAACAAGGGAUAAACAAGGGGUAAAAAGGGUAACAAGGGAUAAGAAGGGGUAACAAGGGUAACAUGGGGUAUUAAAGGGUAACAAGGGGUAACGAGGGUCAACAAAGGGGUAACAAGGGUAACAAGGGGUAGGAAGGGUAACAGGGUAACAUGGGGUAACAAGGGGUAACAUGGGGUAACAAGGACAACAAGGGUAACAUGGGGUAACAAGGGGUAACAAGGGGUAACAAGGGUAACAAGGGUAACAAGGGGUAACUAGGUGUAACAAGGGGUAACAAGGGUAACAAGGGUAACAUGGGGUAACAAGGGGUAACAUGGGGUAACAAGGGUAACAAGGGUAACAAGGGGUAACAAGAGUAACAAGGGGUAACAAGGGUAACAAGGCGUAACAAGGGUAACGUGGGGUAACAAGGGUAACAAGGGGUGACAAGGAGUAACAUGGUGUAACAAGGGUAACAAGGGUAACAUGGGGUAACAAGGGUAACAAGGGUAACAAGGGGUAACGAGGGGUAACAAGGGUAACAUGGGGUAACAAAGGGUAACAUGGGGUAACAAAGCGUAACAAGGGUAACAUGGGGUAACAAGGGGUAACAUGGGGUAACAAGGGGUAACAAGGGGUAACAAGGGGUAACAAGGGUAACCUAGGGUAACAAUGGUAAAACAAGGGUAACAAGGGGUAACAAGGGGUAACAAGGGUAACAAGGAGUAACAAGGGGUAACAAAGGUAACAAAGGUAACAAAGGUAACAUGGGGUAACAAGGGGUAACAUGGGGAAACAAGGGUAACAACGGUAACAUGGGGUAACAAGGGUAGCAAGGGGUAACAAGGGGUAACAUGGGGUAACAAGGGUAACAAGGGUAACAUGGGGUAACUAGGGUAGCAAGGGGUAACAAGGGUAACAUUGGGUAACAAGGGGUAACAUGGGGUAACAAGGGGUAACAUGGGGUAACAAGGACAACAAAGGUAACAUGGGGUAACAAGGGGAAACAAGGGUAACAAGGGGUAACAAGGGUAACAAGGGGUAACAAGUGGUAACAAGGGGUAACAAGGGGUAACAAGGGUAACAAGGGGUAACAUGGGGUAACAAGAAGUAACAUGGGGUAACAAGGACAACAAAGGUAAAAUGGGGUAACAAGGGGAAACAAGGGUAACAAGGGGUAACAAGGGUAACAAGGGGUAACAAGUGGUAACAAGGGGUAACAAGGGGUAACAAGGGUAACAAGGGGUAACUAGGUGUAAAAAGGGGUAACAAGGGUAACAAGGAGUAACAAGGGGUAACAAGGGUAACAUGGGGUAACAAGGGGUAACAUGGGGUAACAAGGGGUAACAUGGGGUAACAAGGACAACAAAGGUAACAUGGGGUAACAAGGGGAAACAAAGGGUAACAAAGGUAACAAGGGUAACAAGGGGUAACAAAAGGGUAACAUGGGGUAACAAUUGGUAACAAGGGGUAGCAAUGUGUAACAUGGGUUAACAAGGGUAACAGGGGUAACAUAGGGUAACAAGGGGUAACAAGGGGUAACAAGAGGUAACAUGGGGUACAAGGGUAACAAGGGGGAACAAGGGGUAACAGGGGGUAACAAGGGAAAGAAGGGUAACAAGUGGGUAACAAGGGGUAACAUUGGGUAACAAUGGUAACAUAGGGGAACAAAGGGUAACAAGGGGAAACAAGGGGAAACAAGGGGUAACAUGGGGUAACAAGGGUAACAAGGGGUAACACGGGGUAUCAAGGGUAAAAAGGGGUAACAAGGGUAACAAGGCAUAAUAAGGGGCAACAAGGGGUAACAAGGGUAACAUGGGGUAACACGGGUUACAAGGGGUAACAUAGGGGAAGAAGGGUAACCAGGGGCAACAUGGGGUAACAGGGGUAACAAGGGGUAACAUGGGGUAACAAGGGUUACAAGGGGUGAGAAGGGGUAAGAUGGGGUAACAAGGGGUAACAUGGGGUAACAAAGGUAAUAAGGAGUAACAUGGGUGAACGAGGGGUAACAUGGGUUAACAAGGGGUAACAAGGGGUAUCAAGGGGUAACAAGGAUAACAAGGGGUAUCAAGGGGUAACGAGGGUGACAAGGGGUAACAAGGGGUAACAUGGGGUAACAAGGAUAACAAGGGGUAUCAAGGGGUAACGAGGGUGACAAGGGGUAAGAAGGGGGAUCAAGGGGUAACAUGGGGUAACAAGGGGGAACAAGGGGUAACAUGGGGUAACAAUGGGUAACAAGGGGGGACAUGGGGUAACAAGGGUAACAAGGGGUAACAAGCGGAAGAAUUAGUAACAAUUUGAAGAAGGGGUAACAAGGGUAACAUGGGUUAACAAGGGUUACAAGGGGUAACAACGGGUAACAUGGGUUAUGAAGGGUAACACGGGUAGCAUGCCCUAAUAAGGGUAACAAGGGGUGACAAGGGGUAACGUGGGGUAACAAGGGUAACAAGGGGGAACAAGUUGUAACAUGGGGUAACAAGGGGUAACAAGGGGUAACAUGGGGUAACAAGGGUAACAAGGGGUAACAAAGGGUAACAUGGGGUUACAAGGUUAACAAGGAAAACAAAGGGGAACAAGGGGAACAAGGGGGAAUAGGGGUAACAAAGGGUAACAAGGGUAACAUGGGGUAACAAGGGUUACAAGGGGUAACAAGGGGUAACAUGGAAGAAGGGGUAACGUGGGGUAAGAAGGGUAAGAAGGGGUAACAAGGGGUAACUUGGGGUAAGAAGGGUAACAAGGAGUAACAAGGGAAACAAGGGGUAACAAGGGAUGUAAGGGCUAACAAGGGGUAACAAGUUUGGGAGGGUAAACAAGGUACAUUAUAGUGUUAUGGUUUAGUCUCCCUCGCAGCCGUUGCUAGGGUCGUCACCUAACGCUCCUUCCGAGCGUUGCGUGACGACCCUAAUAUCGGCUGUGAAGGAGACAAGGUACUUGUUAGGUUUGGGUUGUUUGUAGGUGUUAAGUCGUGGGAAGUGAGUUCAUCCCAAGUUUGUUAGGUGUUAAGCUGACUUCGUUGUUUUUCAUUAGCAUGAUAUAAAGUCCUGCUCCUUGCAUAUUGCUGAGGAAGACGGUGAAGUUGACACUGAUUUUCCAGGUAAGGGAUGAACAGAAAUUGUCAGCAAUUGCUUGAAACAUUUCAUUUAGAGCUUAGUAGAGAUAAAAUCUAUGGCAGUGAAAGAGAUCGCCUAAUAAACCUGCACGCCCGCCUGUCCUGCUCGACAAUCACGAGGGACUGCGAGGAAAUCGCAAAUUAGACUGUUUGCACAUGAUGUCACGUUCAUCAUAUUAGGCUGAUUUAGCAACAGAACGGGAACGUCAUUUGACGACGGGAAAGCGCGCGGAAAGGACCUAAACUCGACUUCCGGUGCCAGAUUUGCUGCUUAGCCAUUGGUCAAGCCAAUUGUUUGAUUUGCGCGCGCCGUCAUCAGCUGACGUUCCCGUUCUGUUGCUAAAUCAGCCUAUAGGUGUCCUAAAUUAAUCCUGUGGGAGCUGAACCUUUUUCUUAUGUAAGAAAGUUCGGAUCAUUAUACGUUUCUGGGAAACUGCCCACCUACCCCUCCCCUAAGCCAACUUUUUGUCCUAAAUGGAAAGUAAGUGUUAAAGUUGGCUUAGGGGAGGAGUAAGUAGGCAGUUUCCCCUGAAGCGUAUAAUUAUCCCCUUUGGAUCAAAAUACGUUUUUCUUAUGUAAAAACUCUCUUUUUUUUCAAUAAAUUUACAUAGCUGCUGACCAUGUGAGUGAAAACGCUUUGUAACUGAUGAAAUGACUUUUUCGGAGGCGGGGGGCGGGGGGCGGUGGGGGGAGCAGUGCAAAGGGAAAACAAGGAAACGCCAGUAAACAGGGGGGAAGGGUGAGAGGGGUUUGUCUCCUUCUCCUUCUUUCCCCACCACUCUCCCCAACAUCACACUUUGAAGACAAGUAGAUAACUACUGUCAUACCUUUCGAACCAGAAGAUUAGAACAGAUAGUAAUGUUUGACUGUUCUUUCUUUUAAGCUCUCGACAGCAAAGAACCGAUUUCGAAAUUUGAUUUCCCGUGCUUGGCGUUAGUUCAGGUAUUUUAUUUUCUGUUAACUUUGAUCUUUUUUACUACAGCCACAAGACAAACAUUUCUUUAGUUUAAAUCAGCUUUUUUCUUGAUGGUGUCAAUGAUGCUGCACAAUCCCGGUUCUGUCUCUGGAGCCAGUGGAUAAAUUCUUAGCAACUUCAUCCCGGAAACAUGGAUGCUUAAGGGAAGUGAAUUAAAGUGUAAAAUAUUUGGUUGGUUUUCAGAAAGACGCAAGUCCUGCCAAGCCAGCACCUCCAAAACCCUCAUCUGGGGUCAUCAUAACAGUGUAAGUAUGAAAGCAGUCACAUACCAUGCCUGGUUAGUGAAGGGUUUUUAGCAACGACGACAGCGACAAUAGCAAGCGAGACAGCAAUUUUUUGACACGUAGCACCCCAGUGGUACAUUUCGUUGCCGUCAUUGUACGACCGCGACGUGAAAUUUCCUGAUGCGACGUUUUAUGGAGGACGUUAACACACGACGAGGAAUUUUUCUUUUUCUUUAUAUUAAACUUGAUUACGAUCCCCAAAGAUUCAUCUCCAGGAAAAUUCGUUUGCAUUUGACAAAAUGAGCAAGUACUGUAAAGCUUGAAAGAUCGCAAAAUUUAAUGCAUUUUCAGUGACGUUUUCCUUGCCGUCGGGUCGUCUCUCUAUUAGGGAGCUCAAGCAACGACAACGAGGACGACCAGGACGUCAGAGAACAGUUAUUUUUAUGAUCAAAACAACAGCUCUGCACGUGCAUCUCGCUUUUCAGUACAUUUCUUUGACCUCCAGUGCACAACUACGACGUAUUACCUCCAUAGGCGACGUUUUAUAGAGGACGUGAGCGAACGACAACGAACUUACGUCGACGAAUGUUCCUCUCUCUUUUUCAACCUUGAUGAAGUCCUUAAGAAUUCACUCCAGCAGACAUUGACAGGUUCCAAUAGACGCGACAAAGUUUGAAACGACCCAAAUUCAUUGUUUAGCGACGUUGUCACUGCCGUCGUCUCCCUGUAUUUGGGAGCUUAAGCAAAGACGACGGCGGCGGCAACGAGAACGUCAAAAAAGCAAUGGGUUUAGAUUGACAAAACAAUAACAUUGCACGCGAACACGCCUUUUUGUACAUUUCUUUGCCGUCACUGCACGACUACGACGUGUAAGUGCUUAAUUUCACGUUUUAUGUAUUUAGGUAUGAAGCACAGCAUGGCUUUUCCAAAGUAAAAGUGGAUAGUGUGAACGCCCAAAUGAAGCGAGUGUUUGAAAUAAUAAAAAAGAAGAGAGGCCUUAAACGAACAGGUUCGCAUUUUAUGAUGUUACACGUCACAGUUCUAAGGCUUAGCUCCCUUGCCUUUUCUUCUUCCUUCCUCACUUUCUCUUCACUUUCUCUGAUUUUCUCUUCUUCCCUCCAUCCUCCUUUCCUCUUUCCCUUUCUUUCUCUCUACCUUCCGUCCACUACUCCUGUUCUAUUCCUUUUUCUUACCUCUUUCCUCCCUUACCACCUCCUAUCUUACCCUCCCUUCCUCUUUCCAUUAAUCCCACCCUUCCUCUUUUCUUCUCUCCCACUCUCAAUCUUUCUUGCCUCAUCUUCCCUUCCUUCCUGUUCUACCGUCCUUCCACUACUCCAAUUUUCUUCCCAUUUCAUACCUAUUCCUCCCUUACCAACUCCUUUCUUACCCUCCCUCUCUCUCUUCCAUUAAUCCCACCCUUCCUCUUUUCUUCUCUCCCUUCCUCCAUCUUCCUCGCCUCAUCUCCCUUUCCUUCUUGUUCUACCUUCCUUCCACUACUCCAAUUUUCUUCCCUUUCCAUACCUAUCCUUCCCCUACCAACUCCUAUCUCACCCUCCCUCCCUCUCUUUCAUUUAUCCCAUCCUUCCUCUUUUCUUCUUUUCAUCUUCCUCGCCUCUUCUGCCCUUCCUUCCUGUCCUACCUUCCUUCCACUACUCCAAUUUUCUUCCCCUUUCAUACCCAUUCCUCCCUUACCAGCUCCUUUCUUACCCUCCCUCCCUCUCCUCCAUUUAUCCCAGCCUUUCUCCUUUCCUGUCCUCCUUGCUUCGUUCAUCUGUCCGAACUAACGUAGUGAAAAAUUCUGAAGGAUCGUUUGUAAACCUUACUUCUUAUUCUAGCCAAAGAAUAUGUGUUGGAAAAGCAGUCAGAGCCAGGCGUCCCCAUAAGUCUGGAUGCAACCUUGGAGAGUAUGGGAACAAAGGAGUUUUGUCUUGUCAGAUUUGGUCGUAAGUGCUCUCGUCUUUAGUUUUUCAAAAUUCAAAUAUUCAGUUAGAGAUUGUAAACUAACAUUCGAUCCCGUUAUCUUUUUUAAAGUGUACCUUAAUAUGUCCCCCUCUCAUUUUCCAAAGUGUGGCUAAGCCUUAAUCUGUUUAUCUUUUUUGAACGAUUUGUUUUGUUUCGUUUUUUUUUUUCAAAUGACACUGUGCCUUGAACAAGUUAGCCCGUCGGUUUCAUGGAAGUUUUAGCCCGCGCUUUUUCAUGAGCCUGAGAUAGGUGGGGUGGGGGCGGUCUCCAAAAAUUUAUUUCGGCCCUUGGUCUAAAAAGAAAAGGGGCUGGGCCCCUCCCCUGGAUCUGACCAGGGAGCACUAAAUUUUUGUGGCUUUUUUAAAGCAAAGAAUUCAGAUUUGAAAAACAAAAAACUGAAAAUGCUUUAUGUGUAAGUUUCAAUCCAUGUGAGUCAAUCCUUGCCAUCCUUUGCAACAGACGGGGGGAAAGAGUUUCAUUGCUUUAAUAAUUAUAGCCUUAAAUAACAAAUCCGGAUCACUAUUUUUAGAAUUUAGUUGAUGAGAAGAAACGUUUUAGCUUUUUGAAAAGUUGGCAAGUAGCCUGUCAUUAGGGAGUUUAAGCAGCGACGUUUUAGAGGGAUGCACGUCAACCGGAAGUGGGGUUUUUGUACUCUUAGGCCGUGUUUUUGAACAAAUUCUUAGACAAAUCGUCUCACUUUCGGUUGACGUGGCUGCUUAAACUCCCCCCGGGGGGGAGGUACUUUAGGAAUUUCUGGUAGGGGAUGUGUCGCUGGGACCCUGGAACCCUUAACCUAUACCAGUGCUAGUUCAGCUGAAUUUUGCUACUGCAGGCUGCUCUAACAACUUACACUACAGUAAACACCCGCAUAUAAGAACAAAUGGAUUAAGAACACCAGGCUGAAAUUCGGCCAAUAAAGCCCCAUUUUUAUAUGAACAAGAUCAGCCUGAAAAUUGUAACAUGUACUUAUAAAAUGGAAAAAGUGUCAUAAUUACAUAACAUGUAAGUUUAUUCUUGCUGUCAGAUAACUUCAUUUGCUAAUAUAAUCAAAUUAAAGAAUAAUUAUUUAUUUUAUUUUCCUAAAAUAUGAUAAAUAUUCCACUAGCAGCAUGUUUUGGAUAGUAUUACUAAAUAAAAAUUUAAGAACAUUUUAAGAUCAUUUUGAGGCUGAUUUGUCAUUAAGCACCCGAUAAAUAAGAACUCAAUCAGCCUGACCUCCGAAAUUGUGUGUUCUAACAGUAUAUUUUGUACGCAACAGGGAAACCCAAUGACCCAAUGAUCAACCAUGAUGACAAAAUUGACUUCAUCGUACCUAUACAAUACAGGGUGAGAGUUAAUUGUUUACGUAGCAAUAAGAAUGCUCACAGUAGAGGCCUUAAGAUUCUAAGACGUGGACAACUAAGAGAACACGAUUUUCUCACUAGGAAGAUUUAGAGCCACGUUUACCACAAUCAGCAAGUUGAGAAUUUCUCACAUUAAGAGAUGAGCAGAUAAAAACUGUACCAAACAAUUCCUUUGGAUAAACCUGGUAUGAAACUACUAAUUUUUUUGUAGAAGUAAUGAACAGUAAAGGACAAUUAAACGGAAAACUUUGUCACGUGGUACAUUUCCGUGUCCGCCGUUUGCCGUAAACGUGACUCUUCAAUACUAAAUAGUGCUCGCACGUGAGCCAGCGUCAUUUUGGCGGGAAAAAGUGAUAGCGGUCUUCAUUCUACUAACAGUAGUCAUGGUGUCGGGAACAAGUUGUCAAAUGCUAGAAAUUUUAUCAUUUUGCUACUGGAAGAGGGCUGAACCUCCUCCACUAAAGAUAACAGUGUCUACUUUUCUGGUGAGAAAAAGUACAGUGAACCAUUCCAGGUGUCUAUUUUUUGACAAUACGCGAAAAACGUUAAAUCAAAUCUUGUACUCUUAGUACAGUCGUUCCCGUCCUCGAAUCUAAAGGACUCUAGUGCUUGACAUAAGAAAGUUUAAGAUUCACGUUUACGCCAAGCGACAAUCGUGAAUUUGUACCACGUGACCAAGUUUUCCUCCUAAUUUCCGUUUACUGUUUAUUACUUCUACACAAAAAUAAGUAGUUUCACGCCAGUUUUAUUCAUAAGAAUUGUUCUGGACAGGUUUUAACUGCUUACUUUUUAUUCUGAGAAAUUCUCAACUAGAAUCUGACGUUUGCCGUUUGCCGUAAACGUGAUUCUUAAUCUCUCUGUUGGACAACAAAUACCGCGGCUAAAACAGCCUUUCGUUGGAACAGAAGUCAGAGAUUAAACGCAUUAUCGCUUGUGAGCUAAUGUUUGCAUCUUAGUUUAAGUCAUUAAACCUGUGGUUUCUAACACUCGAAAGCCUUAGAAUAAAGAAAAAAAAUGUUCUUUAUUUGAGUGUCAAAGUAUUUAGAGCGGUUUUCAUUUGAGUGUCGAAAAGUUAUUGGUUUUGCACUUUCUACGCGAUGCGAUUGGCUUAAAAGAUUCGCGCCACCUUUUCAUCCAAUCAGAAGUAAAACCAAAGCCAAUUGUGACGCGCUUGCAUGCAUUUUCCCGCGCUUUGCGUCAGCCACAUGUAAUUACUUUGAGUUUUGAUUGGUUCAAUGUAUUGUCUGUGUCCUAUGUGAUUGGCCAGAGUAAUUACUUUGGUUUUGGUUUUACGACACUCAAACGAAAACCACUCUAGCACGAAAGUACUAAUACUGAUGACACUAUGUUUACGUUCCUCUUACGUAAUCAUGUAGGAGUAUCUAAUUUAGGAUUAUUGCUAGUCCCCCACUGGAUGGGAUGCUUAUGUCGCUGGAACCCAUUUAUAUUCCUGGGUGGGGUGAGACGUCAUGUAGCAAAGUUUAGGAAGCUUUAGCAACGACGACGGCGACAGCAACCAGGACGUCAAAAAAGCAAUAGGUUUGUUACGCGAAACAACAACUUUGCACGUGCAUCACGCCUUUUGUACAUUUCCUUACCAUCCUUGCAUGACUACGACGUGAAAAUGCCUAAUUGCAAAUUUUAUGGAGGACGUAAACAAGCGACGACGAAUCUCUUUUUCUCUCUCUAAACUUGAGUGCGGUCCUCAAGAAAUCAACUCCAGAGAAAUUCGGGUACACUUGCCAUUUUCAGCAAAUUGGAAUAAACGCGACAAAGAUUGAAAAAAGGGGAAUUCAUUUUAAAACUGACGUUUUCGCUGCCGUUGCCGUCGUCGAUGCUAAAGCUCCCUUUUUUAGGAAACAGCGCGACGGCGCGGCCUACAGAUUGCCUAUCCCCCUUUUGUCUUAUUUUCUUUAUUAUAUUCAUCAAACGUUUUUUCUGAUUUGAAUCCUUAGCCUUAUCUUGUCAGUAUGUUACAGAAACUUCGACCAGUUACAGCAGUUCAGUUAGGUAAGUUUUAGAACUGUUAAGUAAAAUUCCUAAUGCAGUUAAGGAACCUGCCUUGUCCCUAGGCCCCUUCUCAAAGUGGUAGCAAGAGAAAGCCUGUGGCGAGUGGGGGAAAGAGGAAAAAGGGGAAAAGGCUAGCCGAAGGGGAGGGGGGAAGGGCCCCGUUUCCCCACUUCCCUCUCUUCCCAUCUCCUGGCGGUAAUUAGCUGUAGGAGGUGGGGGCAUUUCCUCACUUCCCCCUAUUCCCAUCUCUUUACGAUAAUUAGCUGUAGGGGGCGCGGGGAGGAGGGCCCCAUUUCCACACUUCCCCCUCUUCCCAUCUCUUUGGGUUAAUUAGCCCUUUCCCCAAACGGAGAGCCUGUUCCCAGGUUAGGAAACCUGUGGACAACGUUGCGCAGUGGUUUCAAAGAUAAUGAAGAUAUAUCUAGAAAACCAACCUAACGAAAUUUGCAGUCAUUUGACUGAAAAGGCGUCAAAAGGCAGGUUUCUUAAGCCCGAGAAGCUUCAAAAUCACAGUAACGAAGGAAAAGGAAAGGAGAAAGAGGAAGAGCGAGGAGAAGGAAAGGAGGAGAAGAAAAAAAGCAAUGGUUGCACUCUUAGUUUUUAUAAUAGCUACUUUGGAGAUAGUUUUUGGCCGAAAAAACUGUUGAACGCAAAAGGUCUAUUUCAAAAAUCCAGCUAGAUACAUAUAUUUUUGUACGAUAAGAUAGCUUGUGAGGAGGCUGUUGAGGCAAUUUUUAGUCUGAGGCAGUUGUGCUAGCUUUCUUGCAAUCAAAAACAAUUUUUCAGAGAAGUGAAGUAACACAUUUCGCUAGUUUCGUUAUAGGCUGAAGUGAUUCUAGAGAAUUAUAACGGUUCGCUACUUUGAACUUGAGAAGGAACUGGUUUCCUUUUGUUAAUUUAGCAUUACUUGUUCUUCUUGAUUAGGGAUUUCUCUCGAGAAAAUAGAAAUUGACCCAGUUCUUCAACCUAAUGCAGCAAACAGGUUUUGGAGGAAGCAAAAGCCGGUAAGUAUUUUCUGAAGCAAAUAUUCCAGCAUAUAACGCCCUGGGGGGGGGGGGGGGGGACUCUGGAUUUCAAGUGACGAAUGGGGGCAUAAAAUCAAAUCAAAAUCCAAAAAAUAUCCCUGGGGCCUCUAACAAAACCCCAAAAAAUCCCAGGACCAAAAAUUAACCCAAAACAAAAUCCCAUACCGAGUUUCCAAGCCUUAAAAAUUUCCAGAAAGCAUCAAAUGAUACAACUUGCUGUACUUUAUUUGGUUGUUCUUUAGUCGCAGAACUACGCAGCCGGGAUACGCGGGCACUACCAUGAAUCUUCAGAUUGUUUUGAACACCCCAAAAAAUGCCUACUUGAAUCAAGCCACCGGAAAAAAAUACUUGCCCUAAAAAUCCCAGAAUCGAAAAUUCCAAACCCCAAAAAAUCCUUCGAUCAUCCCCGUUCCCCCGUGGGCUUUCCAUGAGCAAUUUACUACAGGAACAGUGUCAGGAAAUUUAUCAAAAUUCAGACAGUGGGAACCGUCACCAAACCCCGGAUUUCUUUCAUAAACUCACUUCAAAACCACCCUCUUCAAAGACUUACUAUAUUUUUCAGACGACCAUAGAAAUGGAGAAUGUUGUCGACUGCCAGUUAAUGGAAGAAAAAAGCAAUGGAAAAUCUCUGUUUAGAGUUAUUUACUUCAGCCAGAACGCUCGUGACUUCAAGCACUACGACUUUGAAGCAGAAUCCGACAUGUCUGGUAAGUGCUUCGGCGUCUUUCUGGGUUGAUCCUUUGUGAAGCAUUGUAUAGGUACACCACUGCAAAACCCGCUCUGGAUUGGUUACUUUUAAACCUUUGAUUACAUAAAGCACCUUCUGAUUGGAUAGUAACGAAAGUCUGAUCUUAUGACGAGCGACGGGGUUUACUGGCCCCCGCCCCCUAAGAAGAUUUGACGCUCAUCCCCAGACAGACUCGGAUCGGACGAUCCUACGGCAAAAGAGAGGACUGGGACUGUUAACAGUCUACAAAUCAUUUUCUGUUUUUAUUUCUUUGUAGGAGAGAUAGUCAAACAGGUCAAUCACAUUAUCAGAUCCAAAAUAGGCGGAGUAAGGUCCGAAUAUCUGGCUACGAAGGAGAAGAAACUCGAAAAAAGAAGGUCCUUUAGGUAUUAAUCCUCUCGCCGGAUUGGCUAUGCAAAUCAGAGUCAACUGGAAUCAGUGGGUGUGUGAAGGAAGACCACCAUUCGCCACUUUAGAAACGCGAGGGAACUGGAGCCGGAAUACGUCCCGCAGUUGUUUCUGGGAUCGUUACUGGGGACGCACCGGUCAGCUAUUGGCCAAUUUUUCUCUGUCCCCUUGCGAAAGUUAACUCGGCUCAGUUUUCUUUUCCUUUUUAAAUUGGCUAGUGGAAAGGAAAUAUCGCAAUCGCUGCCUGGAGUAAGCUUCCCUGGUAUGCGGCCAUUAUUUAAAUCGUAACGCAACUCACCUACAAAAGGUGGUAAAACACUGCGCAACGGCUCGCCUUCCUCAGUGAAUUGUUUAAUACGAGGAUUUUUGUAGACGCGGAUGAACCUUUUCCAUCUACUUAUAAUGUUGAUUGUAGGAAAGAUAACCUCUGUGGAAAAUGUCAACUUGAAAAUAGAUUCAUACAGGCCAUUUCCGAGUUCCAAAAACUCUCACUUUCAAAACGAGGCUUAUUGCAAAAACCUUUGCUGUGAAAAUGAGUUUUGAUUUGCAUGACAAUGAAAAAGCAAUGCCAUAUCAAUGGCUACGCACUCAGCCUCGUUUUGAACAAAAUGGCAAAUGAAAACUGGAAAAUAAAAAUAGAGUCGUCUUGUAUCCCCGUCCUCCAAAUAACGUGAAAUUAGGCAAUUUCAAAUCGUAGUCGUAAAGUGACGGCAAAGAAAUUGCCUAAGCUCGCUAUUAUAUUAAAGGGAACCUCCACUCUUACUACAGAAUAAGUUUAAAUCGAAUAAAAUAAUGUUGAUGAACAAAUUUGUUCGAAAUUUGUCCUUAAAAAAGUGUUUAUAUCAGGAAAAGUGAAUUUUAAAAUCGCUUAUUUUCACUUUCAAAUUUCGCGGGCGCCGCCAUCUUGAAUAAUUGUGACGUGUUACGGUUGCUCUAUUGUUCUGACACAAAGAGCUUUUGUUUAAUAACAAUAGGGCAACCAUUACACGUCACAAUUAUUCAAGAUGGCGACGCCCGCAAAAUUUGAAAACAAAAAUAGGCGAAUCUAAAAGUUAUUUCUUUCGGAUACAAACGCUUUCUUUAAAAAUAUUUUAGAUUGACUUGACUGUAACAGUUAUUUCCUGUGAUUUAAAGUUAUCUUUUUGUUGAAGUGGAGGUUCCCUUUAACGAUAUUUAGAAACGAUUAAGGAUGACGACGUAGAUCAUAAAAAAUCGUGCAUCAUUCCUUUCUAAUUUAAAAUUAAUAUUUUCGUGAGGUUUAUCAAUCGAUUCGCCUGAAAAUUCUACCUAAAGUCAGACUGUUAUGUCUGUCAAAAAUGACAAUUACAGAAAACUGAGAACUUUUAAUUUAUAGGUUACAGCUGUACGAGGUUAUCUGCAUAAUAUUGUUUUUAGAUUAAAGUUCUAAGUUCUGCCAAUUUUUUGUCACCCAAAUAACACUGCAAUUUAUAAUACAAAUCGAACAGCAAAAGUUUCAUUACGUUUGGAGUUUUUUUUUAUGUAAUACAGGACGAAUAAGAACAUAAAAAACGAAUAAAUCGGGA